This is a messenger RNA of Spea bombifrons (plains spadefoot toad), 1948 nucleotides long. It is a transcript of the gene SLC16A5, whose product is annotated as solute carrier family 16 member 5. Gene Ontology annotation, biological process: transmembrane transport; monocarboxylic acid transport. The record is from RefSeq and is a predicted model, not a curated record. The transcript is spliced from 5 exons. Gene Ontology annotation, molecular function: monocarboxylic acid transmembrane transporter activity. The coding region runs from base 142 to 1506 and encodes 454 amino acids. Lineage: Eukaryota; Metazoa; Chordata; Amphibia; Anura; Pelobatidae.
AUGUACACGCAGGUAGACACAGGGAACUGCCAACCUAAUCUGGCCAGUACAGGUGCCCAGGAGAUGCAAGGAGAGCAGAGUUUAAACAAGUAAUAAAGCGCUCAGCAAAGAGAGGGAUAAGAGAGUCCCUGCGCGGGUAACAUGGCUUUCGGUAAAAUGGAAACCACUGAUGGACCAUGGUCAUGGGUGGUGCUCGUUGCGGUUAUGUUCAUACAUGGAAUGACGCUAGGAUUCCCUUCCUGUAUCGGAGUGUAUUACACAGAGCUUCAGAACUCUUUUCAGGCUUCCAACACAGAGACUUCCUGGUUCCCAUCAAUUAUUAUGGCUGUUCUUCAUGCAGGAGGGCCGCUGUGCAGUAUAAUGGUUGAAAGGUUUGGCUGCAGAGUUACUGUAAUGGUUGGAGGUGUCUUGUGCAGCAUGGGAAUGGUUACCAGUUCUUUCUCCCAAACAAUUGUCCAUCUCUAUUUAAGUGCUGGACUUAUUGGAGGUUUGGGUCUCUGUUUCUGCUUCCAGGCAGCUGUCACAGUGCUAGGAUAUUACUUCAUCAGACGGCGGACAUUGGCCAAUGCUCUGGCUGCAACCGGAGCUUCGGUUGGAAUGGCAUUGUGGCCACUCAUUUCCCAGUAUCUCCUGGAAGCAAUGGGUUGGAGAGGUUCCUUUCUUAUCUUUGGUGGAAUACUGCUUAAUUGCUGUGUUUGUGGUGCUAUCAUGAGGCCAGUGAGAUCCCCAACUCCUACACCUAACAAGGAUUCCCAUGUCACUGACUUGCCCACUAGUAAGCCCUGUACAGGUGAGGAGUUGGAACAUGGUAAAGGUUUGCGGAGGUACCUGGCUAUUGACCUCCUUCUUCAUCAUCGUCGCUACCAAAUUUUCACAAUAGGUGUAACAUGGAUGGUUCUAGGUUUUGUCUUGCCACUCUUUUACUUGGUACCAUAUGCAACAAGCAGUGGGGUCUCUGAAUCAACAGCUGCGUUGCUGCUCUCACUCAUUGGAUUCAUCAAUAUAUUUGUGCGCCCUGUAGCUGGGUUAGUAUCUCAACAUAAAAUGUUCUCUGGAAGGCUUAUGUACUUAUUUAGUGGGGCUGUGACUUUGAAUGGACUCAGCAAUCUAGUUUGUGCAGCCUCUCCAUCAUUUCCAGCUCUGGUGAUUUACUGCACCCUAUACAGUGUCUCAAUGAGUGUCAUUGGUGCAUUAGUAUUUCAAGUGCUGAUGGACACAGUUGGAAUGAAGAGGUUCCCUGGAGCAUUUGGACUUUUCACCAUUCUGGAGAGUAUCACCAUUCUCUUGGGACCACCUUUAGCAGGAUUACUGGUGGAUAUUACUGGGCAGUAUGGCUUGGUUUUCUAUGCCAGUUGCAUUGCAGUGACGUCGUCUGGCCUUUUCAUGGGUUUGGCCACCUUUGCAGUAAACAGGAAGGAUGCAGCCAAGAAAAGUGAACAAAACAAAGCAGAUGCCAUAAGCAACAAUGAUACCAAAUACUCUCCAGCAAGACAAGAGAUGCUAUAGGAUGAGACUCUGUGAGAAGAAAAAUCUAGCUCAGUCUUCAAAGAGUAUGUUGUGACAAAAUGAAGUCAAUAUUUCUGCUUUAGGAUUUGGAGCAGGAACACUAUUCCAACUUUCUGCCUUCACAAAGCUCAGACAAGAGGCCUCACUAGGUAUCUCAGAGUGUAUUAAGGACACUGCAGAUAACUGUUGUCCCAAUGGGUGAAAACACAAUGUUAGCAUGAGCUGUUUUUCAUUUAAAGUGAUGUCAGUGAUGUCAUCAUAGAAAGGUCAAUAUCAUAUUUUAAGGAUAACUGAAGUACAUUCUGCUGCACUGAAAAACAAUCCAUAAAAAUACAGCUGCUACGUUUAGGACAUAUUUAACAGCACUUCCAGUUGUAACCGCUGCACUUUAAUAAAUCCUUUUACACAGUGUUAGGUCCAGCUAUUACACAAUUCAUUAUAU